Molecule: messenger RNA, 3250 nt
Organism: Nyctereutes procyonoides (raccoon dog)
Lineage: Eukaryota; Metazoa; Chordata; Mammalia; Carnivora; Canidae
Gene: HPGD
Product: 15-hydroxyprostaglandin dehydrogenase
Exons: 7
Coding region: 343-1143 (266 amino acids)
Cellular component (GO): cytoplasm
Molecular function (GO): oxidoreductase activity, acting on the CH-OH group of donors, NAD or NADP as acceptor
Source: RefSeq, a predicted model, not a curated record
CCCUGCGCUGCUCUUCUCCGGGUGGUCUUCAGCGCCCCGAGGGUCAUCUUUUGGGGGAAAUAACCUUGCUGUUUGUCCGUGUCAGCGCCCGGCCGGGCGGCCCCUCCGUGGGAGGCCGAGGAGGGGCUCUGACCCGGGCUCCGCGUCCCGGAGGCAAAGAUCGCGACGCUGGGAGCCUCGGAGCGCUCGGGGCCAGGUGACACGGCCGUGGGCUCCCGGCGCGGGCCGGACAGGCUCCUCCCCGCCCACUCGCAGGACAGCGCGCGGCGGGGGCUAUAAAGGCUGCGCGGCGCGGAGGCCGAGACACGGAGCUCGCCCACCGCCCGGAGCAGCGGCAGCGCCAUGCACGUGAACGGCAAAGUGGCGCUGGUGACCGGCGCGGCGCAGGGCAUCGGCAGAGCCUCCGCCGAGGCGCUGCUGCACAAGGGCGCCAAGGUAGCGCUGGUCGAUUGGAAUCUCGAAGCAGGUGUAAAGUGUAAAGCUGCCCUGGAUGAGCAGUUUGAACCUCAGAAGACUCUGUUCAUCCAGUGCGAUGUGGCUGACCAGGGACAACUGAGAGACACUUUUAGAAAAGUUGUGGACCACUUUGGAAGAUUGGACAUUUUGGUCAAUAACGCUGGUGUCAAUAAUGAGAAAAACUGGGAAAAAACUGUGCAAAUUAAUUUGGUUUCUGUUAUCAGUGGGACCUACCUUGGCUUGGAUUACAUGAGUAAGCAAAAUGGAGGAGAAGGUGGCAUCAUUAUAAACAUGUCAUCUUUAGCAGGGCUCAUGCCUGUGGCACAACAGCCUGUGUAUUGUGCUUCAAAGCAUGGCAUAAUCGGAUUCACACGCUCAGCAGCGAUGGCAGCGAAUCUCAUGAACAGUGGUGUUAGACUGAAUGCCAUUUGCCCAGGCUUUGUUAAUACACCCAUCCUUGAAUCCAUUGAGAAAGAAGAAAACAUGGGACAAUACAUAGAAUAUAAGGAUCAUAUCAAGGAUAUGAUGAAGUUCUAUGGAAUUUUGGACCCAUCAAUGAUUGCCAGUGGGUUAAUAACACUCAUUGAAGAUGAUGCUUUGAAUGGCGCUAUUAUGAAGAUCACAACCUCUAAGGGAAUUCAUUUUCAAGACUAUGAAACAACUCCAUUUCAUGCAAAAACUCAGUGAACAUCUUCUGUAUCGGCCGUAACUGAAAACAAGAACAAAUGACUUCCAUUAGACCAUUUCUUCAUCGAAUAUAGCUUUUUAAAUGAAAUGUUAUUGUCUGAAGCUUUCUUUCAUGCGUUUGAGAUUAACUUUAUCUCUAAAUGAUUAGUUAGGUAUUUGGAUGAAAAAAUCAGGAACUCUCAAAGAUAGGAUGUGAACCAAAGUUAACUUUUGAUUUUUAUAUAAGUCUAAGUAAUGAUUAAAACAAAGGAUAUUCGAGGAAUAUUCUGCCUUUCAGAAAAUGUAUUUAAAUUUGUGGUACAUGAAUAUUAAUGUUUUUCAGAAUAUCAUUUUAAAGGAGAUACUUGAAAUGUUAUUUAAGUCAAACCAGAUGUAAAAAUCUCAUUUUGUUUUUAUGUUCUCACUAGUAAAAAAGAGAAGCUACCUGCAAUGGCAAAUUUUUAGUAAUAAUAACUUUACUUAUAUACCACUUUUCAGCUGAACAUUUCAGCUCUUUAAAGAUGUGACAUACUUAGGGGCCAGUAGUUAGGAAAUAAAGUACAGUAUGACUAUAUCCCAAAUGAAAAAUCUGAUAUAUGGGAAAAUGACAAAGUAAUUGGCUGAGAUAUUGAUCCAAGUUCAGCCUCCCAUCUAGGGAAACCAUUUCUUUCCUAUUUGCUUACUUUAAGAAAUUUAAUUUUCUCCAACAAGCUCAGGAAUGACAUUUUUAACACUUAUAGCAAAAGUAAUAGUUAGUGCUUCUACAAUAUUAUAUUUAAGAUUGCCUCAUUUAGAAAAAAAUAGAAAUGUAAUAUUUUUCAGGUUAUUUCAUUUAUACCCGUUUCCACAGUGCCUACUUUUUAAUAAAAAUCUUCUUUCAUUUUAAUCUCCAGAACUUAUUUAGUGUUAUAUGUAUAGCUUUCGAGGAGAAGAAACCAAUUUUGUCACAGCCUUGAUCGUUAGUGCUCAAAGUCACAAUAAUAAGAGAUAAAGGUAGCUGUGAUGUUUUUGCUGUUUUCCCUGUCAAGUAUUUUAACAUAUGAUCAGUAAAUGCAACUGCUUUGGGUAUCAUUAUUUGCAAGCAAUAAUUAAUGCCAGUAAUAGUGAAAGCACAAGAUUUCCAAAUCAACCAUUUUCUUAGGGAAUACUAUAUAUGUGAUUCACUCUGCCUGCUAAAUUCAGAGCUCCCAGCUUGGAGCAAAUUCCGUCCAUGUGAGAGAUGGAUGGGGGUUUUCUAGAGACACUGGAGUGUUGUCAUGUCUUGCUCUGUUUUAAUUCUGCCGUAGAAAAUAUUGCCUUCACUUUUAAAGAGUAAUUUUAAUAUGAAUAACUCUUGUCCAGAGUUUCACAUAAUGCACUUGAAAAAACAACGAGAAAUGAAAAUCCAGGACUGUCUGAUAGAGAAAAGUGGGAAUAAUGCACAAACUUGUUCACACAUUGUGGCAGUAACUAGUCAGUGAAUAAUAAUACAGGCAUGGGGAGUAUUACUUCCUUAUUUUCCUACUGUAAUGUUCCACUAGAGCUAAAACUUUUCAUUUAUGGAUAAUUUUUUGUACUGGCAGUCGUCAAUAUACUUAGUGUAUUGAGUUGAAUGUUUUUCAAAUCAGUGAACUCUGCAGACAUUUAAAAUCAGAUACUGAGUAGAACUGAAAAAAAUGAGGUAUGUUGGAAAAGUUCAUUUUAUAUUAAAAUGUAUCUGCUAUAAAUAGCUUUAAAUAAACCUGUAUAAUGUUAUAUGAUAUCUCUGUAUACUGGUUGGGGAAAAAUAACAUUAAAUUUGGGGGAAUGGAAAGCCUUAGUUUCUUUAAUUGUAUUUUUUCAGUGAAAAUCCUAAUGUAAAUAAUAUGCAUUUUUUAAAAUGUACAUUUCUUAAUAAAUGGGUUCCCAGAAUAGCAAAGCUAAAAGUAUGUGGACACUGAAAAAAGAGUAAGACUCGAUAAUGGCAUUGAAUGUCCAUCAAACUUAAUUUUCAUAUCAAAAUAAUUUUAGUUGCUUGUUGUGCCACUUAAAAUAUAAAUGAUUAUGUGAUGAUUUCUGUCUAGUUUUUUUUUUCUCUGUUCAUAAAUUUAGGAUGCUGAAGAAGUCUGAAAAUGUAAAUUUUUAAAUAAAGUUCAAGUCAUUUCACAUA